Molecule: messenger RNA, 744 nt
Organism: Rotaria sp. Silwood2
Lineage: Eukaryota; Metazoa; Rotifera; Eurotatoria; Philodinida; Philodinidae
Source: the annotation of a GenBank genome assembly
AUGCGUGCUGAUGAUAUACGUAAAGCAAGUGAAUUUGAACAAUUAUCAGCACAAACAACUGUUGAACAUAAAUCUGAAGAACAAUUAUGUGAACAUUUUAUAACAACAGCACCUCAACGACAUCAAGUUAUAGCAUCAUAUGAUUUAAGACAAUGGCGACGUUUAAUACGUAAUCCAAAUGGUUCUAUACGUAGUGAAGCCCUACAAAAAUCAUCAUUUCAUGGUAUUAAUGAUGAUAUAAUAACAUCUGUUAUACAAGAAGAAAAUUUAUUAAAACAAUUAAAACAACAAAAAAUACAAAAUUUUAAUCAAACAAUACCGGAUGAUGAUGAAAUAUUACAAGUUGAUGAAAAAGAUCUUGAUCAAGAUUUUUCAGGACCAAUACGUUUUUCAACUGAAUGUUCAUUAAUUUGUGGUACAACUGUUACACAUGAUACUUUAGCUAUGACACAUAAUGCUAUGUUAUUUGAUGCUAAUGAAUGUGAUGAAAGUUUUACAAAAAUCGAUUCAAAACAAGUGUUGUUUGCAUUUAAUGAUCGUUCAAUUGUAAAAAAAGUUGUAAGCUUUUUACCUCGAGUUGGUGUUGGUAGUCGUUAUGGUUUACCACAACAACGACGAACAUCAUUAGCAUCACCAAAACAAUUAUUUCGUUCAGCAAAUAUGAUUCAACGAUGGCAAAGACGAGAAAUUUCAAAUUUUGAAUAUCUUAUUUAUCUUAAUACAAUUGCAGGUAUAAUCGAAUAA